AAUUCUGGACUAGAUGCAUGCACUGUCUGGUUUUUAACAGGGGUAGCACAUUGCCAUGCAUGGUACUCUCUGCAGGCUCGUCAAAGAAUAGUGGCAACAGCAGCUCUCUGUCUCUAUAUCCUGCUCUCACUCUCUCCUCCUCCAGACAGGACUCCUCCUCUCCAUCUCUCUGUGACUCCCUCUCUUUUGCAAAUUAUCUGCCCUUCACUUCCUCCCAGCUGAAGCAGGAGAUAACAACAGCACUCUAUACACAGUGAGCACAAAAGAAGAAACAGAGAAGAAAAGGAAGAGACUGUUGUGGAUUCUGGAGAUCAGAAGAAGAGUGCUACCUGUGACUUGAGUGAGACAGCAUUUGAAGCCAGAUUCAGCAGCAGGCUACCUUGAGUUAAAGCUUUUGCCUGGCUGCCACUUCCAGCGAUGAGUCGAAGGGAGGCUCUGGUGGGGAACCCUGCGCCCAGCGCGGCGCCUGAGGUACCGGGCAACAACACAGAGGCGGUAGGUCCGGGUCCCCGCGAGACCAAAGAUGAGAUGUUCUCCAAAGUCAAAGACAAGUUCAUGAAUGAACUGCACAAAAUCCCACUACCAUCAUGGGCCAUCGUCGCCAUUGCAUUUGUUGCUGUUGUACUAGUUGUUUCCUGCUGCUUUUGCAUUUGCAAAAAGUGGAUUUUCAAGAAGAAGAACAAGAAAAAGAACAAAGACAAGGGCAAGAAUGCCAUCAACAUGAAGGAUGUCAAGGACGGUAUCAAAACCGAGGCCUUGAAGGAUGAGGAUGAUGCGGAAACAGGGCUAACGGAUACAGAGAAAGAGGCGGAGCCUAAGGAGGAAGAGAAACUUGGCAAAUUACAGUACUCCAUGGAUUAUAAUUUCACAGAGAAUACGCUCAUAGUGGGGAUCAUCCAAGCAGCAGAGCUGCCCGCCAUGGAUAUGGGUGGCACUUCUGACCCCUACGUUAAGGUCUACCUUCUUCCAGACAAGAAGAAGAAAUUUGAGACCAAGGUCCACCGGAAGACGCUGAACCCCGUUUUCAACGAGCAGUUCACCUUUAAGGUUCCCUACACUGAACUGGGAGGAAAAACUCUAGUGAUGACUGUGUAUGACUUUGACCGCUUCUCCAAACAUGACGCGAUUGGAGACGUGAAGGUGCCCAUGAAUAAGGUGGACUUUAGUCAUGUCACUGAGGAGUGGAGGGACCUCCUGAGUGCUGAAAAAGAAGAGCAAGAGAAGCUGGGUGACAUCUGUCUCUCCCUGCGGUAUGUGCCCACUGCUGGCAAACUGACUGUGGUCGUUUUGGAGGCCAAGAACCUGAAGAAGAUGGAUGUUGGUGGCCUGUCAGAUCCCUAUGUGAAAAUCCACCUGAUGCAAAAUGGCAAGCGGCUGAAGAAGAAGAAGACGACAAUCAAAAAGAACACCCUCAACCCUUACUACAAUGAGUCUUUCAGUUUUGAAGUGCCAUUUGAACAAAUCCAGAAAGUUCAAGUUGUUAUAACUGUUCUGGACUAUGACAAGAUUGGCAAGAACGAUGCCAUCGGCAAAGUGUUUCUGGGUUUGAACAGCACAGGCACUGAGAUCCGUCAUUGGUCAGAUAUGCUGGCCAACCCGAGGAGACCCAUCGCUCAGUGGCACGUGCUCAAGCCAGAAGAGGAAGUGGAUGCACAGCUUGCUGCUCAGAAAAAAUAGAGCACCCCUCAUUACCCCCCAAAACCCACCUGUGUAGUGCUCUUUACCCCGUGCGUGUAAAUACCUCAGUGAAAUAAGGAUCCAUGCACCCUUACUCCUAAUUUUGUGUCUAACAAAACCUUCUCAGUACUUGGGAGCACCACACCCCUUCAAGAUGUUGUGUUGUUAUGUCGGUUUCGAACCCCUCAUUUCGUCGAUAAACUUUUUCUGUUGUUUUUUGUUUUACCUCCAUCCAUGACCUUAAAAAUCCCCAACCAAAUGCCCCCUUCUUUUAAGCAAUAUGAUCUGUAUAGAUAGCGCAUGACUGGAGGAAUUUAUUGUACCACAAGUGUAUAUAUCAGUAUGCAGACAAAAUGAUUUCUAGUUUAUGUGUUUGUAUGUUGUUACCCGUUUCCUAAUCUGUGUAUAUCUCGAUGUUUUUAAUAAGAUGUUCUAUUUUAAAUUAUGUAAAUGCAGACAUAGAAGAGCCAAUAUUAUAUAUAACGGGAUUUAAGAAUUUUACCUUAUCGCAUUCCACUAAUAUAUACAAUAUAUCUAUAUAUAAAAAUAUUUAAGAGUUAACAAAUUCCAACCUGCAAGAUGCUAGUGAUGGUAAACUCACUUCGUAAAGGACGGUUUUGUGCUUCAUGGUUACUUAAAAACAUACAGAUAUAAUGUACACAUACAAUACAAUACACACUAAACACGAAGGCCAUUAACCAAUAUGGUUUCAUGAUAUAAAUAUAAUAUGCUGCUGGAAAUUCUACAAGCACAUGAUUUCGUAAUAAUGUUUUUGUACUAAUUUAUCAAGUUGAGGACCUGUAUGCUUUGCUUGAACCACUAUCUACUAAAGUAUUCUUACUUGACGAAAAUCAAUCAGCCUUUUUUUCACAUGGUGAUGCUGUUAACUUUCAGUAAAACGGGUCCCCAGUUUGCUUCUUUCUUUGAACGAUAUUUGCUUUAUUUUAUCUUCCCGAAUCAAAUUUGUCGCUGCCACAAGACUGGAAAUCGACAAAUUAUGGGGCAGUCACAAGCUGUAGCCAUUGCGUUCCUUGAAGCUUGAUUAUAAUAUUUUGUGAACUGCUUACUUUCAAUAGUCUUGUUGUUGGAUUUGUUGAGGAAUUAUGGUUCAGCCUCCAAAAAACCGAACCAGGAGUUUUGACUAGCUUUAAGACAACUAUUUUUUAGAUUAAGUCAACGUCUGAAUAUUUUUGGUAACUGCAUGAUUUUUUUUUACGAUCUUUGCUAAAGGCUGGGUAAUGGGGAGGGAGUUCUACUUACACCGGGCGUCUGUUUCAAAAGACUCCCUUGCCUUCAAUCAAAAGGUAUUCAGAGGUUUAGGGAUCGUCACAUUUCAAGUAAAACUUUAGAAGUGGUCAAUCCUGUACUAUACAAUGUUGAUGGAGAAGAAGCAAGCUUUUAAACACUGCCAUUUUUUUCAGGGAGGUACGAAAUGUACAUGAACCCUCCCUCCAUGAACACUCCUCUUAAAUAAUGGUUGUAGCUUUGGUUUAUUGGGGAACAAUAUAUUUUUGGCCACAAUGGUGCCCUAAACAGCAGUCUUUGCUUUCUGUUGCCUUUUCACAGUGACAAUAGAGUUAGCCAUGCAUAACUGCCAAUCCUUUCCCCUGUGGCUACUGUUUUGCACUGUACCAUCUCUGAAAAAGACAAUUGCUUGUUAGAAAACUGCGACAAUGUUGACUUAGUUUCAUUUAGGACACCGGGUUGGGAAAAUGAGCAAGAGCUCAGCUUGCACAGUCUAUUCAAUCGAAACCACGUGAAAGCACCAAUGCUAAUGUCUCGGCCAAGCAUUAGCAUUAGCAAAUCUUUUAACAAUAACCGUAAAAGUUAAUGGUCUGCACAGGUGAUUACAUUACAUACUAAUGUCCUUUACUACGGGUCUAACAGGGGGCGAAUCGACGUUUUAUCCAUUAAAACCAUGCGUCAUCUUGGAGGAACCUCUUGCGUACACUAGAUGCUAGCUUCGGGAGGACUUCCUUAGUGUUUUCAAUGUUACUGUAUAGGUGAUAGCAAUGUUACUUAAAAACAAAAGUAGAAAAAAAGCUAUUUGUCAUUCCAUAGGAGUCUUUAGGGACUGCUUUGUGUAUCACUGUGACUGCGGUGUAUGCUUAGCGUUGUAGUUUUCAGUAGGUAGCGGCCAUUUUGUACUAUAGUGAUGUCGUGCUACCAUUCCCCUAUUAUAUGUAGAGAGUGCGAAAGUGUGUGAGUGAGAGCACAUGUUGAGCAUCGUCAGUUUCUAACAACCGUUGACUGCAGGAAUGGCGGACGGAGCUAUUCCCGAGCGAGGCGAGAAGAUUCCAAGCGCAUGUCAGUUCACACAGCAUUUUGUAGAGCACUGUGCAAUACUUGUAAGUCCAUAUCCUAGUGUUGAAAUGGGUGGUAUCGCCCAAUGAGGUACAAACUAAAAAAUUAAAUGUAUUCCAUGACCAUAGUCCGGUUAGGUCAUAGCACACGUGCAUCUGUAAACCUGUUAAGGAUUCCUCCUUUUUUUCCCCGUUGAGUUUUUCUGCACACAGAACCUACCAAUACCCCAAAUAUGAGAUAAUCUCUCUCUAUAUAUAAAUAUAUACAGUGUGUGUGGGUGUAUAUAUAUAUAUAUAUAUAUAUAUAUAUAUAUAUAUAUAUAUAUAUAUAUAUAUAUACACACACACACACACACAGUACAAAUUUAACCCUUUCCCUCCUAAAUAGGUGUAUAUAUUUUCAUAUUUGUCCUGAUAUAAUUUCCUCAUUGUUGAGAUCCCCAUGGAUAUAAGAGAAUUGUAUCGAUCUUGUUAUAGAAACUUAUAUGUUGUACUACUAAUAUGAUUGGCUGUACCAUUUUGUUAUCGCUGUUAUGACUCCACUCAUGACUAUUUGGUUAUUGUUCCUUUAGUGCCCUAUUGAACACCAUUUUAUAUUUAUUAUGGAUUUCAUAAUGUACAGUAUGGACUGUGUGUUUCGUUUUUACUUUUUAUUGUGGGACCAAGUAUAGUUGGCACUUUCAUUUCAAUGUUGCAAUAAAUAUUUAUUCAUGUGUUCUCUUCAUAGCUGAAUAUGAUUUCUUACCCUGAAGGAGAGAUCUAACCGAGAGAAAAACUCCUUUUAAACGUAUAAUCGCAACUAUAAGUACAAAUUAUUACUCAACUAAGACAACCCCUACGUAAACUUAUGUACUCUCAUUUAUACCAGUAUCUACAAUAAUAGCCUAUAGCUUGUUUAUAAAACAAGGAUAAAAACACAGUUUUAGAGUCAUACAAAUAUCCUGAUUACAAUAUAAUAUAUUUCAUACGGCAAAAUUGCGUGAUUGUAAUUUCAGGUGUCUACACGAUAAAUCGAGUGUAGAACUGGACGUAUAGUAAAAGACAGCAUUGCUUUUUACUCUUCAGAGGUUUGUAAAGUAGUCUGAAAAGCCAUUUCUAGCCCUGCAAAGCAAUGCUAUCUUUUUCAAUAGUCUACCAAAGCACGCAAACAGCUCUGGCACCUGAUAACUACCAUUAAAAAUCCCAAUUGCUCAAUGUGUAACAAUACUCUGAUACUCUACAACGACAAAACGCCACACUUAACCUUUCAAGAAAAAGCUGUGUAAAGAAUUAGAAUCUGAUGCUGUAGGAAGAUCCUAGUUGCCUUUGUGUAUAUCAACUGCCUGCUUGAGUAUUUGUGUGUGUGGAAAUUUUCUCUGUAAUCUUGUAGAACUGUUCGGGGGGUGUUUCCUGCCAUACUGCUGGCCCCAGCGGCAAUCUGACAGUUAUAUUGCUGUGUAUACCUUCAUUAUGAUGAGGUGUUUAACGAUUUUGUUUCACUUUGUGUAGUGAUUCACUCUGUGGAGUUUCUGACUGUUGUUAUAUAACUUCAUAUACACAAAUGUUCAAUAAAAAUGUUUUAUUUCCUGUUGA
Messenger RNA from Xyrauchen texanus (razorback sucker), 5552 nucleotides. RefSeq names its product synaptotagmin-1-like. The coding region runs from base 418 to 1677 and encodes 419 amino acids. Gene Ontology annotation, molecular function: clathrin binding; calcium-dependent phospholipid binding; calcium ion binding. Gene Ontology annotation, biological process: cellular response to calcium ion; calcium ion-regulated exocytosis of neurotransmitter; regulation of dopamine secretion. Gene Ontology annotation, cellular component: synaptic vesicle membrane; dense core granule; axon. Lineage: Eukaryota; Metazoa; Chordata; Actinopteri; Cypriniformes; Catostomidae. The transcript has 11 exons. The record is from RefSeq and is a predicted model, not a curated record.